CUUCGGUCACACUGCGCCGAUUCGCGCACAUUGUUUUCAACAUUUGUAUUGCGACAAAAUGGACGAAAAGGUUCUGCCGAAGUUUGUAUUGCCGUCUCCACAGUUCGGCAAGCCCAAUGUAUCCAGCACGUCCAAUCACCUCUACCUUACCCCCAGUGGGAUGACCCUGCUGCCGCGCUCCAAGCAACCGCCGCCCAUGUACGGCGCACGAGGAUCAACAGUGCCAGCCAAAUAUCUGCACCAGGAACAAAGCAGCACAGUCAGCGUGCCAGCAUCCCCACCUAUUUACGACUCCCCUCCGCGACCGGAGUUUUGUCACACAUGUGGCAUGGAGCUUGCUAACUCCCAGGACAUGAAGCGCCACCUGGAGCAACACGAGUUCUGCCCUGCGGAUGACUGCGACUUUGCUGCGCUCCACAACAUUCUGGAACGUCACAUAGAAGCCAAACACAUCACGGGAACCUACGUCAAGGUGAAGAAAGUUUGGACCGAGGAAGAAUUGGCCGCUUGGAAGGCAGAGCGAAGGAAAAAAUUUCCCACUGCGGCGAAUGUUGAGAUGGCUAGAUUGGCCAAGGAACAGCGGAUUAAACGCGGGGAGCGCCUUGAGGCUUCCAAGUCCCGCUUCGGUAACCGGGAAGAUCGCCAAAGGACGCGACACCAAGCAGAUCACAAAGAACGUUUCGAUCAAAAAAACAAGAAAAAGAGAGGUGCCAAAGGCAAAGCCAACGAAAAGAAAAAAUGCGUAGGAAGUGCAAACAAAUCUAAUGAUAAAGCAAACGAAGCUUCAAAGCAGAAAGAAACCGAUGAAGAUAAAAAAGAUGAGGAAGUAUCCUUAUUGGGAAACGCAAAAUUUUGUGGAACUGGACAAAUGCCGGACUACCAGCACUUAAAGGGAAAAGUUCGAAAGCAGGAUAAUGCUUUGUCUAGCUUUCUUGGAAUGUAUGGUUCAGAUAGUGACGAAGGAAGUGAAACAGAGAGUGAAGACCAGGAUACAGGAGACUGCAGUAAGGAAGUUACAGCACAAGUAGACAACUCCAUAAGUAUGCCAACUGAAACCACAGAAGAGGCUCCAGUCAUUGAUGACGCAAGUGCUGAGGCUUCAAAUACACCUAUCUCAGUAGAGAAUCCUCAACUCUGUGAAGACGAACCACCAACACCAACGUUGGAAAUGACAUCUUCAGAAGAAGUGGCGCCAGAAGCAAAAAGCAUUACACGAAUAAUUCCAUCUACCCCGGAGCCUGCCAAGGAAGGCGGCUCCUCUGACGAAGCACCAGACGAAGAGCCGUUCCAGCGAGUAACCGAAACUAUAACAGAGUCAAUUACAGCCAAAACCGAACCAGUGGAGCCCAAGCCACAAUCUGCACCCAAAAGAGCUGCUCCAAAGCGAAUUUAUGGCUUGAACUUCAAGCGAGCUCGCAAACAAACCCCGAACACCAUGUUGUCGAAACUAUUGGAAUCGGAUAUACGUCAUGAACGAAAUGUGCUGCUGCAGUGCGUGCGAUACGUUUGCGAGAAGAAUUUCUUUGGCAUUGGUCAGUCUAAAUCAAAUCAAGAACCUUUGGAUACCACUUGUGAUAAAUCCGUUGAUUUAACACCGGAUGCUUUAUAACUUUACCUCUUAAGAUAGGCAAAUAAAGUACAAAUAGUAGUA
Drosophila teissieri is the source of this 1651-nucleotide messenger RNA. It is a transcript of the gene Nufip, whose product is annotated as nuclear fragile X mental retardation-interacting protein 1. The record is from RefSeq and is a predicted model, not a curated record. The transcript has 3 exons. Gene Ontology annotation, cellular component: nucleus. Lineage: Eukaryota; Metazoa; Arthropoda; Insecta; Diptera; Drosophilidae. The coding region runs from base 59 to 1609 and encodes 516 amino acids. Gene Ontology annotation, biological process: box C/D snoRNP assembly. Gene Ontology annotation, molecular function: RNA binding.